Phytophthora nicotianae INRA-310 is the source of this 1844-nucleotide messenger RNA. RefSeq lists its product as hypothetical. The record is from RefSeq and is a predicted model, not a curated record. Gene Ontology annotation, molecular function: alpha-1,6-mannosyltransferase activity. Bases 70 to 1179 code for a protein of 369 amino acids. Gene Ontology annotation, cellular component: endoplasmic reticulum membrane. Lineage: Eukaryota; Oomycota; Peronosporomycetes; Peronosporales; Peronosporaceae. The transcript is spliced from 6 exons. Gene Ontology annotation, biological process: protein N-linked glycosylation.
GUUCAAUAAAAAAAAACAUACCCAACCAUUCUCAAAACCCAAUUGCUAACUCGCAACUGCCACGUGACGAUGGCGCUCCUGAUGCGUGGCCGCCGUGUCGAGCUCCUAGUGGCUUCAGCUAUGACGGCGUACGUGUUUCUCUGCCCAUUCGCCAAAGUGGAGGAGAGCUUUAAUAUGCAAGCGACGCACGAUCUACUAGUAUUUGGGGUGCGCAAUGUGGACAAAUUUGAUCAUAUGGAGUUCCCAGGGGUAGUUCCGCGCACCUUUUUGGGCUCAUUGGCUGUGGCUGGUGUGAGUCGCCCCAUUGUUUCAAUCCUUCAAGCGCUCGGAGGUCCAAAGUUCUGGAUGCAAGUGGCGACGCGAUGGGUGUUGGGCAUGAUGACGCUAGGAAGCCUGGUUUUCUUCAGUGACGGCGUGGGAAUGCGCUUCGGGCGGGACGUGAGUCGGUUCUUGCUCCUGAUCUGUGCCUGUCAGUUCCAUCUUUUAUUCUACAUGACACGUACUCUACCCAAUGUCUAUGCACUGGCGCUGGUGCUACUUGGACUGGGAUUUUGGCUUCGAGGCAAGUGGCAACGUUGUGUGUUCCUGUUCACGUUCACGACGGUAGUAUUCCGGGGUGACACGAUUGUAUUGUUCGCUCCGUUGGUGUUGAAUAUGUUACUAUCUCGUCGAGUAUCCUUCUUCCGGAUGGUUUGGUGGGGGUUGUCAUCGGGGAUUGUGUCGUUGAUCUUGACGGUACUGGUGGACUCCUACUUCUGGCGGCGCUGGCUUUGGCCUGAAGGUGAGGUGCUGUGGUUCAACACAGUGCAGAACAAGAGCAGCGAGUGGGGUGUGAGUCCGCCAUUGUGGUAUUUUACUUCAGCGCUGCCGCGUGCACUCCAAAUGACAGCGUUGCUGAUCCCAUUAGGACUCAGCUCGCUACUUCCCACACUCUUAAAGAGCCACUCGUUGCACGACAUUGCGUGGGCUUUUAAGACGGCGCCAAUUGUCGACUGGAGUGUCUUCUCCCUUGUGUGGCCUGUGUUCGUCUACCUGGGACUUUUCUCGUUCCUUCCUCACAAGGAAUUGCGGUUUAUCUUCAAUGCGAUCCCUAUCCUGAAUAUGGGGUCUGCUGUGGGUCUGGCAAAACUGUUUCGCAACAGAAGCAAGGUAAGCAAACGUGCUUUGAUAUCCUGCUAAAAAAUCUCCUUUACAGUACUCUCGUGUUUAUUUUCUACAGGCGCUUCUACCGUUUGUUGGGGCCAUUGGUUGUCUACUGAUCACAAGUUUGGGCACUUUGUUCUUGCUCACCGCUGCUCAGUCCAACUACCCUGGUAAGACUUGACCAUAUAUUACACUCAUAGUAGCUGAUUAUGACACUGUAUAUCUCCCCAGGUGGUGAAGCGUUUGUGCGAUUGCACCAAAUCGCUACGAAGGAGCAUGACUUGCCUCGUAGUGUGCACAUUGACGUCCCGGCUGCGAUGACGGGUGUGUCUCGUUUUGGAGAGGAGUUCUCCGCUUGGAGAUACUCUAAGGACGAGUCGAUGACUACAGUUGAGCACCUUAAGCAGUUCGACUAUUUGCUGACAGCCAAGGACCCAACACCGCUGGAAGAUGAUUUCCAAUACAUCGCGGGUUUUAGUGUCUUUGACGGUGUCGGUCUUGUUGACCACCGUAUCACACUCAAGACAAAGAAACUGAUUUUCCUCAUGCGCAAAAGAAACAUCACGGCAGGGAAGGUGUAGCGAUUUAAUGAAUGUCGAGGAAUUUUUUUUACUCCACAAAUAAAUAAAACAAAAGUAAGAAGCAGUUGAAAGUGCAUUCAAACAACAGUGCAAGGCAGCAGUAAAUCGAGCCUAGAAAAC